Molecule: messenger RNA, 2077 nt
Organism: Rana temporaria (common frog)
Lineage: Eukaryota; Metazoa; Chordata; Amphibia; Anura; Ranidae
Gene: INTS3
Product: integrator complex subunit 3
Cellular component (GO): cytoplasm
Source: RefSeq, a predicted model, not a curated record
GUGUUGUGUCCCAUACACAGUACUGUGAUGGUUCUUCCCCCUCAGUAAAAGUAGAAGAACCGGCAUCGAUGGAGAUGGACAACAGCCUAGCUGACAAAGAGGAGAGCUGCUACGACAACGCUGAGGCCGCGUUCAGCGAUGACGAUGAAGAACUCAACAACAAAACCACUGAUAAUGGAAAGAAACGGGACUUCAGGUUUCACCCCAUCAAAGAGACGAUCGUUGAGGAGCCGGCGGACAUCACGCCGUAUCUGGAGCAGCUGGAAGAGCCGCUGAGAGAGAAAGUUGUUUCUUUGCAGAAGGAAAGUGAUAUGGAGUCGCAGUGCGAGUUGAUGCAAGAUAUAGUGGAGCAGAUCCUGGAGGAUGAAUUUGAUUCAGAACAGUUGUCCAUUUUGGCUUCCUGUCUCCAUGAGUUGUUCAAGCACCAUUUCCGGGGAGAGGUCCUACCAGAGGAGAUCACAGAUGAGUCUCUGGAGGAGACGGUCGGGAAACCCCUCUACCUGAUAUUUAGAAACCUGAUCCAGAUGCAAGAAGAUAGCAAUGGCUUCUCCCUUCUUCUAGACUUGCUGUCUGAACUCUAUCAGAAACAGCCCAAGAUUGGCUAUCACCUGCUGUACUACUUAAAGGCCAGCAAAGCCGCGGCCGGGAAGAUGAACUUAUACGAGUCGUUUGCUCAGGCCACCCAACUCGGGGAUCUGCACACCUGCCUGAUGAUGGACAUGAAGGCCUGCCAGGAGGACGACGUGCGCCUGCUGUGUUACCUGACCCCCUCCAUAUACAGCGAGUUUCCAGACGAAACGCUGCGGAGCGGAGAGCUCCUGAACAUGAUUGUGGCCGUCAUUGACUCCGCCCAGCUGCAGGAACUGGUGUGUCACGUCAUGAUGGGGAACCUGGUGAUGUUUCGGAAGGACUCUGUGCUCAACAUUCUAAUUCAGAGUUUGGAGUGGGAGACCUUCGAGCAGUACUGUACGUGGCAACUCUUCCUGGCCCACAACGUCCCAUUGGAGACCAUCAUCCCCAUCCUGCAACAUCUCAAGUACAAAGAACACCCUGAAGCUCUGUCCUGCCUCCUCCUGCAGCUCCGCAGGGAAAAGCCGACCGAGGAGAUGGUGAAGAUGGUGCUGAGCCGCCCGUGCCACCCCGACGACCAGUUCACCACCAGCAUCCUGCGCCACUGGUGCUUGAAACACGACGACCCGCUGGCGGAACACAUCAAGUCUCUACUCAUCAAGAACAACAGCCUGCCCCGCAAACGGCAGAGCCUGCGCAGUUCCAGCAGUAAGUUGGCGCAGUUGACGUUGGAGCAAAUCCUGGAGCAUCUGGAUAACCUGAGAUUGAACCUGUCCAAUACCAAACAGAAUUUUUUCAGCCAGACGCCGAUCCUGCAAGCUCUUCAGCACGUCCAGGCCAGCUGUGAUGAGGCGCAUAAGAUGAAGAGGUGGCGCUGUCUCCCCCACUCACAUUGCUGUGUUCCAUCUGUCAGGUUCAGCGACCUUUUCUCGCUGGCGGAGGAGUACGAGGACUCGACAAAGACGCCAAAGAACCGGCGGAAAGGUCCCAUGACCAGCCCCCGCAGCAGGAAGACCACAGCGCAGCCAACCAACAUGGAGGAGUCGUCCGCGUCCAGCAGCGCCUCGGAAGAGGAAGACGCAAAGCCAAAGCCCAGCAAACGGAAGAGGAAGGGCUCUGCGGCGGUGGGAUCGGACAGCGAUUGAUAGCCCCGCCCCCCCCCCACUCCGCCUUGGUGGAUUCUGACAGGACCUGCGGGUCAGAUGAUGAACUGUUCACAGCUGCGAUUGGCCAGUCGAUGCCCCUCCCCCCCCCCAGACUCCUUGAUGACAUCGUACACCUGGCGGCCAUUUUUCCUCUCCCCCGCAGACAGGACGACGCCCCAUCUGUGCGCAGGAGGCCGGCCAUUUAUAGAAAUCUUAUUUUCUUACUGGACUGUAUAUAAACUGCGUGUGGCGAGUCUCCGCCUCCUCUGUGUACAUUUUUUUUUUCUUUUUUUUUUUUUCUUCUUUUUUUUUAAAGAAAGUGAAAAUAUUUUAAAACACAAUAAAUGGUUUGUGAUACCCGA